Molecule: messenger RNA, 3909 nt
Organism: Gopherus flavomarginatus (Mexican gopher tortoise)
Lineage: Eukaryota; Metazoa; Chordata; Testudines; Testudinidae
Gene: ITPRIP
Product: inositol 1,4,5-trisphosphate receptor interacting protein
Exons: 2
Coding region: 416-2068 (550 amino acids)
Cellular component (GO): membrane
Molecular function (GO): protein kinase inhibitor activity
Source: RefSeq, a predicted model, not a curated record
GCAAAGCGGCUCGGGUUUACACGGCCCGCAAAGGCAUGGACCCGCCUGGAAGGGUCUUUGCUGUGCAGGACACCUAGGAGCUGCCUUAUGAGACUUCUCCCCCACCCCCCUUUUUCUGACCGUCCUCCUUAAGAAGGUCCCAGGAGGCAGAAAGUGGAGCCCAGAGUUUUGCUGUUAUAGGGAGGAAAGUUUCGCGGAGUAACGCUGACAUCCAGGAAAUGAGUAAACCAGAAAGCGACCGAACCGGGCGCUGCUAGCGGUGAAAAAGGCGAGCAUGGGGCUAAGAAGGAAGGAAGAAAUCCCGGGAAGCCCUUGCCCAUCGCCUCGGCCGGUGGCUCCGUGAACGUUUACAAAGGGGGCCGCCGUUUGCAACAGCAAAGAAGUGGCUGGCGACAAGGCGCAGGAAGGAAACGCCAUGCCAGCAGGGAUCUUCCGGGUGUGUCUGGUGGUGAUUGCGGCCAUCGUCAACCACCCACUUCUCUUCCCCAAAGAGAAUGCCACCGUUCCUGAGUACGCUGAGGACAUCAUCCAGAAGAUGAAGGUGCAUGAGGAGAACCUCCGGCUGGAGCAGCUGCGUUUGGAGCAAGAGAUUGCUGGACAGGAGGCCGCGCUGAAGGCUUUGGAAAAGGCCACAGAGACGGAGGAGCAGAACAUCCAGGAACCUCUCCCCUGGGACUUGUGGAGCGCCAUGUCCAUGGUCAUCUUCCUGCUGAUCGAGCUCUGGAGGCAGGAUUACCAAGAUGGGAACUGGCAGGAGUCAGCCAGUGAGGAAGACGACAUGGCCGUUCUAGGGAAAGCAUUCAAGGGCGUGACCCUCCCAGACAAGGCCGCGUUGGCCAACUUCUACGAGAGGUGUAUCCUGGGUGCCACUGGUGACAUGGCUAGGAAGCGAGAGUUGGUGGAAGGCUUUGCGGAUGACUUGCUGGAGGCCCUGAGGAGCGUGUGUAACCGGGACGCUGACAUGGAAGUGGAGGAGUCCAUAGGGGUGGGGAGCAUGUACGAAAACUGGAGGGUGCACAAGCCUUUGGUUUGCGACUUGAUCGUCCCUUUCAGGCCUCCAGAGCCAUACUGUUUCCGAUCCCAGACCUGGUGCUCGAGGGAGUCAGUCCGACCAGACAAACAAGGCUACGGCACCAUAAAAGUCUGCAGGGCGGAUGAGGAUGCAGCAGGUUGCAUCUGUGGCAAGACUAAGUGGGGGGAAGACAUGUUGUGCCUCCUCCAUAGCCAAACCAACCAGACCAAGCCCAGUGGUGAGAUGGAGGAUCUGCUGUGCUUCAAAAACACCCAGUAUCUGGAUGCCGACCAGGUCAUGAAGUGGUUCCAGAUCGCGAUCACCAAGUCUUGGAACAAAAUCUCCCAUAAAUAUGAAUUCGACCUCUCCUUCAACCUCUUGGACUCACCGGGAGCCCUGAAGAUAAAAUUCAGGUCUGGGAAGUCCAUUGCCUUUAAUCUUACCCCUGUGGUACAGUGUGAAGACUCGGAUGCCUAUUUCAUCUCCCAUUUCCCUCGCAGCGGCCUGAUGGCUGAUCCUGCCUCCAGUACUGACUGGUUUGUUACUUUUGCGGUGUACGAGAGGAGGUUCAUCCACUCCAUCUCCAAAAAGCUGCCUGCCAAUGCCUGCCACCUUAGCUGCCUUCAGAUCAUCUCCUUCCUUCAUGGAAAGCAGUGCAGCUUAACCGGUCCAAGCAGCCUCACCAACUACCACCUGAAGACAGUGAUGCUGCAUUUACUGCAGGCCCGGCCCUAUCAGGACUGGGCCUCUGAGAACCUGGAGGCCAGGCUGCAAGACAUGCUGAAGUUCCUGGAGAAAAGCCUGCAGGAAAAGAAGCUCUGCCACUUCUUCAUUGGAAACCGGAAGGUGCCAGAGGUGCUGAACUUCCCAGUAGCGUUCCAGAAGGCAGAGCCACUCAACCUUUUCCGUCCAUUUGUUCUGCACAGGGACGCUUACAGAAAGACGGUGGACACGUUUCAUGAGAUGCUGAGGAACACCUCUGCACUGAUAAAUGAGUACACAGUGCACAUUCCCUCUGUGGGACACACAAAUAUGCUUCACAAAGAACCUCUUUAGCAGAACCAGUGGAGAAAUGCUCUUCCAUCAAGCACAAGUUCCUGGGGCAUCGCAGAAACCUCUUGUAGGCAGUUGACAUCAGCAGGAGAGACUCUCUCCUUUCAUGGAAACCAGUGCAGGCCCUGGUUUCUUCAGAGUGGGAGCAGAAGAAAGAAGAGGAGAAACUGAAAGAUUUAUGCUGUCAAAGUGUCCCUCCACUCCACCAAUGGGUUGGCUGGUUUGUUUUUUCCCAUUGUGCACCAGUCCCUGUGGUGGUGACAAGCAACAGACAGGACUAAUCUAUUCAGGUGUCGCAAUGCAAAUAUUGGGGGUUAUUCAGAAUCUCUAAUCAAAUAUUUAGUUUGUUUUUUAGAGGAGGAGGAAGGGAAGGGAAGGGGAUGAGAGGGAAACUAAGAUGGCUCCCACAAAAAAAUAAUGUUGCAAUUGAGACCUCCUACUUGUAAAAAGCCACAGCCCUGUGACUGCAGCUUGAAAGUUUAGUAACAGCUGAUUUUUCUGUGUUUGGGGGUGGAGGGAGUUAAAACCCAGACUCUGCAGAUGAAUUUCAAUCCCUCACGUAGGAGCAGAUAAAGCGGCAUUGAAAUCAACCAUCAUUUUUUAAACUAAUGGAAAUUCAAGUUGCAAAAGUGCCCACUUAGUAGGACUUUCAGCUGCAGCAAAACAACCUCUUCCUCUUUCCUCCCCCACCCAAAUACAUACUUCCUGUACCUUGCAAAAUCCUUCUCCCUCGGGAAGCAUGCCGGAGACAGGGGCAGGGGGCAUUUGUGAUACAAUUAUAAUUAGUCUCUUUCAUUAUCAUCCUGGUAAAGGGCAGGGGAGUGGACUUCAUGCCUGGGUGAACAUAUGGUCAGGACAGUGUCCCAUUGCUGCUCUGAAUGACCCAAUUGAUCAUUCUUUUGAUGUUAGUAUCCUUUGAGCAGCAAGACAGACACAAACAGAGCAGGUUCCUAAGGGACAAACUGUUUUUUCCACUUAAGCAGCUGAUAUGUGUGUAGAGGAACCCAAUGAUGCUGCUGUGAAAUGAGCCCAGAUAUAACAGUCUCCUGGCAAGGUAGAUAUUAACCUCGUAACCUGGCCAGAGUAAUCUAGUACAUUUUUUUUUAUCCUACCAAAGCAGGCAGGCAGAACUGCUGUGACUAAGGAAGAGAGUGGUGCGCAAGGGCAACUGGCAAACAGGAGCUUUAAAGCUGGAUGUGGCAAACUCUUAGUCUCCACAGUAAAACUGCUGUCCUGUCUCUCUUCCUAAACACCCCCCCCCCCCCCAGAAGGUCUCCAUCUGCCUCCAGACAAGACUGCCUCAUAAAUGCUGCUGCUUUGAUCAGUUGCUUUUAGGAGUCUCGGCUAGAGUGAGGUGAGGCCCACAGCCCUCUGGGACCAAAGCAUGGUGCAUUUACGGCCCCUCCCAAGCUUCAAGCAGCCGCAGGAGAGUGAGAGUCUGAGGAUCAAGUCUUGGCUUCCAAACCUGGAAGGCUUUAAACAGUUUUGUAUUUUGAGGCUAAGGCUCUUGUCUUGUGAUGUGUUCAGCCAUGGCUCUCUUUUUAGAAGAGGGGGAUACUGUCCUUGAUGGCUGCAUAGACAGCUCUGGUGAUGCCACCUUGCAGCAGGGUGCUCUAACCCACUCAACCUAGUCACACUUCUGCAAAGUAGAUUUGAUCCCAUCUCACUGAUCGUGACACCCUCUGGCAAUAGACUAAUUAUCCAGCCUGCUGCUGAGAGCAAACCUUCAAGAGAAGGUUCCUCUUUCCAGGAGGAACCAUUAUCCCACCCUUCAGAAUGGAUGCCCAAAUCCACCCUUCCAGUGGAAAGGGGUCCUUAUGCACAAAGGCAGAGGGCAUGAGCUG